Cucurbitaria berberidis CBS 394.84 is the source of this 2040-nucleotide messenger RNA. RefSeq lists its product as uncharacterized. The record is from RefSeq and is a predicted model, not a curated record. Lineage: Eukaryota; Fungi; Ascomycota; Dothideomycetes; Pleosporales; Cucurbitariaceae. The transcript has a single exon. Bases 1 to 2040 code for a protein of 679 amino acids.
AUGAGCCGCGCAUUUGAGCCGAGCCUUCCUGACUCUUCUGGAGAGAACCUACUCGAAGAGCUAUCAGCGAAAACACCCCCGAGGACGACCAGGAACCCAGCGCCUCCUUCGCAAGCAGCAAAGUCAAGUAGGCGAAAGGCCACCCCAGCACCGAAGAAAGAACGGGCCAGGACAAUGUCUCAACAGAUCGAAAGCGAACCAAGAGACGACGGCUUCGGAGGGGACGAGCCAAAAGAGAAGAAGGUGAAGAAGAGGGUUGUUCAGCAGACGGAGCCAAAUAGGAGGAACACGAGAGGCAAAGAGAAAGCCAAGACACCGGGCGCGAAGCAACGAAAGGCUAGUCAGGAGGACUUGGGCAAGCGCAGACUGUCCAAGACACCAGGGAAUGAUUCAAGAAGCGAUGAUGACGAGAGUGGCUGGGAGGACAUAGAGCCAUCGCUGGCAGAGGAAGAUAUGCAUGCGGUGAAGAAUACCAGAAAGGUCCAAGGAUACGUCACGAGCCCUAAGCGUUCGAAAGCCUACCAGAGUUACACCAGAGCCUCAACAUCGAACAAGCCGACUCCAGGAAGGAAAGUCCCAGAUUCUGGAGCCGGUACUGGAAGUGGCAAGCAAGUUAGUGGCCCCAGGAUCUCUGACUGGAACCCCGGAAGAAGCGAAACCGAAAUUACUUUAUCUGCGCCUUCCAUCGCAAAUCAGAAACAACACGAUCUUUCUAGUAUAAAGACGAAGGGUCGUACGAUUUCACGCUCUCAGCUUACUAUGCUAGAUGUUCCGCUGGAGCAGGAGGAAGUCACUUUCUUGUCUCAAGGCCCAGUCUCUGACCAAGUCCUGUUGAGGAUAGGGCUGGAUAGGACUUCCGGAAAGCCUCAUCAGCAUGAGAAGCAUGAGAAGGGGAAAGGGAAAGCGACCGUGGUAUCCGAGCGCUCAGCUUCUGAGGUUCGAUAUCCAUCCAGUGAAGCGGAAGACGAUGCAGAUGUCCCUCAGCCUUUCCAUGACACCGCGGUGUCUCGCGAGGAGCGACACGUAUCGAUCGCCAACCAAUCGAUACAGGAUGACGAUAGCCUACUAGAUGCCAAAGCCAAGCAGAUGUUCGACCAUAUCCUUGACCUCGCGAGCAAUCCGCGUGAGUGGCUCGACUUUCUCGGUCAAGACGACUUUGGCAUCGCGAAGGGGAGUGCCCUGCUUACCGAUUAUGGCCAUUCUUCCGCUUAUGACAUGCUGGUGUAUGUGUUCGGCAAGAUGAACGACAAUCUAGCCAAGAAGUACGAGCAGACCUGCUACAACUACAAAGAUAUUACUGUGCAAGUUGGAGAAGAGCCAGACCUGUACCGCCCGAACAAGAUAUGGAAAGCGUACUCCAUUCUUGUAGAAAGCCGAAGGGCCCUUUCAAGCAUGCGCGGCGAGGAAAAGGUACGAUGGUACAACAAUCUCUGGAGGAAGAUCGUCAGCAGAACACCAUACCUACUCCGCACUGCUACCGAUACCACACUACACCAUUAUCGCAAGCAGAGUUAUGUUCUCCUCCUGGUCCUCACCCUGGCUUCUGAGCCCGCCUUGGGUCAACACGUCAAGCGCAACGACGCCCUUCUUGACAACCAUAACAUAUGGUACCAGGACGGUGUGUCAGACCUACUGAAGUAUCUGCGUCACGACAAGUAUCCAGGAUCCUCCACCUGCGAAGUAACAAAAAUCUUCUCUCAUCUUUCCGCGCGGAUCCACGGAGAACAGGAGGAUUACGGCCUCGCUACGGAACCGGACUCAGAUUCUGAGCUCGAGACUGCUGUUGCGGAGACAGCGCCAGAGAUUCAUCAUAGAGGGCGCAAAGGAGGGCGGAAGGUGAAAGUUGCUACGCAGAGUGCGAAGCCAACGUCUCCUACGAAACGUAGGAACACUAGGUCUCAGAGCGCAAUGACUCGUUCAAUCAAACGGGCCAAGACCACUAUUCACGGACGGGAACGAGGUAACAGCGACGUAGAGAUGACGGAUGGGGACACGGCCUUUGAAUAUGAAGGUGAUGAUGCCUUUGGUGACUUGGACUAG